Engraulis encrasicolus (European anchovy) is the source of this 2806-nucleotide messenger RNA. RefSeq names its product aconitase 1, soluble (gene aco1). Bases 10 to 2682 code for a protein of 890 amino acids. Gene Ontology annotation, biological process: tricarboxylic acid cycle; citrate metabolic process. Lineage: Eukaryota; Metazoa; Chordata; Actinopteri; Clupeiformes; Engraulidae. The transcript is spliced from 20 exons. Gene Ontology annotation, molecular function: 3 iron, 4 sulfur cluster binding; aconitate hydratase activity; iron-responsive element binding. The record is from RefSeq and is a predicted model, not a curated record. Gene Ontology annotation, cellular component: cytosol; mitochondrion.
GCAGCAGCCAUGGCGAACCCCUUCGCACACAUACUGGAACCUCUGGACCCCCAGACGCCAGAGCAUCAAUACUACAACCUCACCAAGCUCAACGACCCCCGAUACGUGCGUCUGCCGUUCUCCAUCCGUGUGUUGUUGGAGUCUGCCGUGCGUAACUGUGAUGAGUUCCUGGUGAAGAAGGAGGACGUGGAGAGCAUCAUGGACUGGCAUCACACCCAGACGCGCAGUGUAGAGGUCCCCUUCAGGCCAGCACGCGUAAUACUGCAGGACUUCACUGGUGUUCCUGCAGUAGUGGACUUUGCUGCGAUGCGCGACGCGGUCAAGUCACUAGGGGGCGACCCUGAGCAGAUUAACCCCAUCUGCCCAGCAGACCUGGUCAUCGACCACUCCAUACAAGUGGAUUACAACAGAAAGUCAGACAGUCUGCAGAAGAACCAGGACCUGGAGUUCGAGAGGAACCGCGAGAGAUUCCAGUUCCUAAAGUGGGGUUCCAAGGCGUUCCGCAACAUGCGCAUCAUUCCUCCGGGUUCCGGAAUAGUGCACCAGGUGAAUCUGGAAUACCUGGCCAGAGUGGUGUUCCAGAGGGAGGGGCUCUACUACCCUGACAGCCUGGUGGGCACAGACUCACACACCACCAUGAUAGACGGACUCGGAGUACUCGGAUGGGGAGUGGGCGGUAUCGAGGCUGAGGCGGUGAUGUUGGGCCAGCCAAUCAGCAUGGUCCUCCCAGAGGUCAUCGGGUACCGCCUGGAGGGGGCGCCAGAUACCCUCAUCACCUCCACGGAUAUAGUACUGACCAUCACCAAGCAUCUGCGUCAGGUUGGUGUGGUGGGGAAGUUUGUGGAGUUCUUUGGUCCUGGUGUUGCUCAGCUCUCCAUCGCGGACCGGGCCACCAUCGCCAACAUGUGCCCUGAGUACGGGGCCACGGCCGCCUUCUUCCCUGUGGACACAGUCAGCAUACAGUACCUGCAGCAGACAGGGAGGGACCCUGAGAAGCUGCAGUACAUCGCUGACUACCUGAAGGCCGUCGGAAUGUUCAGAGACUACAGUGAUGAGACACAAGACCCAGAAUACACACAGGUGGUGGGUCUGGAUUUGGCUUCUGUCGUUCCGUGCUGCAGUGGCCCCAAGAGGCCUCAGGACCGCGUGGCAGUAUCCGAAAUGAAGACCGACUUCAACACCUGUCUAGGAAGCCCGCAAGGGUUUAAGGGUUUCCACGUGGCUGCUGAUCGUCAUGCCGACAGUGUUGAGUUCCAGUAUAACGGCGUGGACUACUCUCUGUCACACGGCUCCGUCGUCAUAGCAGCCAUCACCAGCUGCACCAACACCAGCAACCCCUCCGUCAUGCUGGGAGCAGGUCUGUUGGCUAAGAAGGCUAUUGAGAUGGGCCUGAGCGUGAAGCCGUACAUCAAGACCAGCCUCUCACCAGGAAGUGGAGUGGUGACCUACUACCUGAAGGAGAGCGGAGUCAUGGACUACCUAUCACAACUAGGGUUUGAGGUGGUGGGCUAUGGCUGCAUGACUUGCAUUGGAAACAGUGGACCUUUACCUGAACCAGUAGUGGACUCCAUCACCAAGGGGGAUUUGGUUGCUGUGGGUAUCCUAUCUGGCAACCGUAACUUUGAGGGUCGUGUGCACCCCAACACCCGUGCCAACUACCUGGCAUCCCCUCCACUGGUCAUUGCUUACGCCAUCGCCGGCACCAUCCGCAUCGACUUCGAAAAGGAACCCAUAGCGGUGACUGCAGAGGGUAAGGAAGUGUUCCUGAGGGAUAUCUGGCCAACCAGAGAGGAGAUCCAGAGCGUUGAGCGGCAGUUUGUCAUCCCUGCCAUGUUCAAGGAAGUCUACGAGAAGAUAGAGAAAGUGAAUGAGCGUUGGAACUCGCUGGCAGCCCCGUCUGAUAAGUUGUACACCUGGGACCCCAAAUCCACAUACAUCAAAUCACCACCAUUCUUCCAAGGACUGACGCGAGACCUGAAGUCUCCAGAGUCGAUCAGUGAUGCGUACGUGCUGCUGAACUUCGGAGACUCCGUCACCACCGACCACAUCUCACCUGCCGGGAACAUCGCACGCAGCUCACCUGCCGCACGAUACCUCACUAGCAAAGGGUUAACUCCUCGUGAGUUCAACUCGUAUGGUUCUCGUCGUGGUAACGAUGCUGUGAUGGCCAGAGGAACCUUCGCCAACAUCAGACUCCUCAACAAGUUCCUCGGCAAGCAGGCGCCCAAAACUCUCUACCUACCCACUGGGGAAACGAUGGACGUGUUCGAUGCAGCUGAGCGGUACCAACAGGCGGGUCACGCUCUCCUGAUUCUGGCCGGUAAAGAGUACGGAUCCGGCAGCUCCCGAGACUGGGCCGCCAAAGGACCCUUCCUAUUGGGUAUCAAGGCUGUGUUGGCUGAGAGCUAUGAGCGUAUUCACCGUAGUAACCUGGUUGGCAUGGGCAUCAUUCCGUUGGAAUACAAGAGUGGAGAGAACGCACACACACACGGACUCACCGGCCGCGAGAGAUACACUGUCAACAUCCCAUCACAACUCACACCGCGCAUGCUGGUGGACAUCAAGUGUGACAGUGGUAAGGAGUUCCAGGUGGUGAUGCGUUUUGAUACGGACGUGGAGCUGACCUACUUCCAGCAUGGAGGCAUCCUCAACUACAUGAUCCGCAAGAUGGCCGCCCACUAGCACACACAACAACAUGGCCGCCCACCAGGAGACAAAAUGGCCGCCGGCCGCUGACACACAAGACGGACGCCUCUCUCAACCUCAUAUCUCCUCUCCUCUCCUCUCUCAUCCUCAUAUCUCCUCU